This is a messenger RNA of Gracilinanus agilis (Agile Gracile Mouse Opossum), 2392 nucleotides long. It is a transcript of the gene NUP42, whose product is annotated as nucleoporin 42. The record is from RefSeq and is a predicted model, not a curated record. Gene Ontology annotation, cellular component: nuclear envelope. NCBI's taxonomy places the organism in Eukaryota, Metazoa, Chordata, Mammalia, Didelphimorphia, Didelphidae. Bases 1 to 1341 code for a protein of 446 amino acids. The transcript is spliced from 7 exons. Gene Ontology annotation, molecular function: metal ion binding; nuclear export signal receptor activity.
AUGACCAUCUGCCACUUCUUCCUGCAGGGCCGCUGCCGCUUCGGGGAGCGCUGCUGGAAUGAGCACCCACGCGGGGGCGGCGGCGGCGGCGGCGGCGGCGGCGGCGGCGGGGGGCGGUCUCCUGCGCAGCCGCAAUACGCGGCGGCCCCCUCCGGUUGUAGCAGAGGGGGAUGGAGCAACAGUUCUCAGAGAUAUACUAAUGUCAUCCAACCAUCUAAUUUCUCCAAGUCUGCAACUUGGGGGGGCAGCAGAGAUCCAGGGAAAACAUUUUUUGGGUCCUUUGAUUCAGGGGCAUCGAGUAGUGGAAGCAGAAAUUUGGGGUUUUCUCAGACUAGAUUCUCUGCACUGAGCCCUAACCAAGUGGAUGGGCAGAAAGAUGAUGACGAUAAACUGAUUGAAGGAAUAGUAAAAGACAUGGAGGUCUGGGAAUCUUCAGGGCAAUGGAUGUUCUCUGUUUACUCGCCAAUGAAAGAAAAGCCAAAUAUAUCAGGCUUUACAGAUAUUUCACCAGAAGAGUUGAGACUUGAAUAUUCUAACCAUAUAACCAGCAAAAAUUUGCAAAGCUAUCUAAAUUCUAUCCAGCAAUUGGUAAACCUGUGGAAGAACAGACUACUUGAGCUGAGGAACAUAAAUACAGCAACCAAAGGAGCCCUGCUUUCUAAACUGAAGAAUGAAGGGAAUCAAGUGGUUCCCACAUUUGGAUUUCAUAACCAGCAAACCUCAACAUUUGGUUCAGCGGGUUUCCCAGUGAACACUAGCAGCAGUAGCAGUGCUCAGAAUUUUAGUUUUAAGCCAACUUCGGGAUUUAGUGCCGCCCCGUCUGGCAGCAGCACAUCGGUCUUUGGGGCUCAGGGGAUGCCGACUGCUCCAGCCCUGACGGGUGCAUCUUCUAAUUCCGCCAUCACCACCUCUGCUCCCGCUUCCUUUGGAUUUGGGGAACCGGCAGCCGUCUCUGCAGCAUCCUUUUCAUUUAAAAGCCCAGAAGUUUUUAGCUUUGGCUCAGCUGGGUUUUCAGGAUUUCCUGCUUCCCCCCCACUAGCCCCAGCAGGUGCCACAGCCAGCCCUGCCUUUGGGGGUGGUAGCAGUGCUGCUGGAGGCAGUGCCUUUGCCCCCUCCAGCUCAAGCUCUGGUGCCACCUUAUCUGGACUGCCUGCCAGUACCUUUGGGUCUGGUGGCCCCUCACCCUCUCUCCCAGCCUCUGGUGGCAGUAACACAACCGAGCAUUUAUUCACACCCAAAAAUGAACUAACGGCUGAAGAGCUGAAACAGUUUAUGGCCAAGAAGUUCACGUUAGGAAAGGUUCCUCUAAAGCCCCCGCCCGAAGGGCUCUUAAGUGUUUAAAUCCAGGAGAAUAUGCUUGUCAGUGGUCAUUUGCAUGCAUGGUGACGACUUGUUUACAUCUAGGCUCUGCUUAGAAUUUUUUUGGCAUUGAAAUAUUUUCUUUUCCUUGGUUUGUAACUUCGUGUCCUUGGCAAGGCCAUUCGAGUAAAGUGGAACCACAGCAAAUACCAGUCAGUAGCUGGGGGCGUCCCGCCAUGAAACUAUGACUAGGACGGCCGGCCAGGUGUCGCUGGUGCACUGGUGGCUUUGUCCAGAGCCCCACCACAUGCCCCGCGAGCUCACCUGCUGCCCCUUUCACCUCGGCACUCUAACUUUUCGAGAAUGCGCUGUCUUCUGGAACCCAAAGAGAAAUGAUAAGAAUUCAGUGGAGAAGGUAGCCAGCUUACAAAGUGAAUAGAAGAAACUUGGAACUCUCCUUUAUGGAAAGGGGGACAAGAGUUAGUGUUUAAAUAGAACCUGAGAAGUGUUUAUUCCCAGGCAAAAGUAGGCAUUUUCCUUCCCAAAAGUUUAUAGCCUUCAUUUUGCAAAAGAAAAAAAGUUAGAGUCGUCUGGCUGCUAGUUGAAUUAUUUUCCGCAUUGCUAUGAUGCCGACCAUUUUGAUAGCAGAGUGAAUGAUUGCCGUCAUCCUGAUCGUCCUUCUCGAUGUCUUCUGGGGACGAGCAUCCCCGUCUGAGAGAUGAAUGAAUAGGGAGAGACGGGAGGGCUGACCUGCCCCGUGAGCUCACGGAGAGUGGAUAAUGGACCCAGCCUGCCUAGGAUUCUGCUUGGGAGCCUUCCCUUAGAAUUGUGGAACACAUUGAAGUCUUCUCUUUGUCCUGAGCCUGGGAGAGUGGGCUAUUGUGCCGUUUAUCUCCUGUGAAGGACUUGAGGCAAAGACCUGCAAUUGCCACUUGACAAAAUACAUUCUAAGUCCUGCAGUGUGGGGGUCUCCCACGCCUGCUUUUUUAAACCUGGAGAGCUCCACUGCCGGCACUGGGAGAGGGCAUUGCUGCAUAGGUUGCUGUCUUUAUUGAGCUGUUUUUUUAAUGAAAAUAAAAACUUUGCCUAGCAA